AUGACCUGCCAAGCACGGAGUUCCUACAUGGACACCGAGGUGCUCUGGGGCCACCGGUUCACGCCAGUGCUCACCUUGGAAAAGGGCUUCUAUGAGGUGGACUACAACACGUUUCACGACACCUACGAGACCAACACACCCAGCUGCUGUGCCAAGGAGCUGGCGGAGAUGAAGCGGGAAGGCCGGCUCCUGCAGUACCCCCCCAGCUCCCCCCUGCUGGGGGGCUAUGCCAAGGUGGGGCAGGACACUGAGGCGGAACAGGAAGAGGAGGGCGAGGACAAGGAGCUGAGUGGGUCCCGGGAGACCAGGGGCUCCAUGUGAGGCCGUGGUCUCCCGGUGACCGCCACUUACUGGGUCUAUGAGCAUGGAUGCUACAGAGCCUGGGGGAGGGGAGGAAAGGGGAACUAGCCCAGAGGGCUGUUUGUGGGCCCUGGAGGCUCCUGAGGGUCCGCAUACCCAGCCCUCAUUCCUCCCAGCUCAGGGCCUCUGGAGCAGGACCCCCCAGGGCAGCGCUGCCUCUUCUCCGGAAGCCUCAGUCAGGGCUGGCUAAGGGCCGGGCCAGGAUAGGUUUCCGCUUAAAAGUGACAGGGUGGCACCCACCCUCUCUGAGGACUGCCCAGGUUCACUUUCCUCCUUGGCUCUUGCAGACCCAAGAGGUUGCCACCCAGAGAGGGCUGCCACCCCCACCCCCAUCCCUAACCCAAGCCUCGUCUUGGAAUCCAAUCCCGGAGGAGCAAUUCUGCCUGGUGGAGGUGGGAGCUCCGGUGGGGCUGAGCUCCCGAGCCUCGCAGUUAAGGUCUAAAGAAGCGCCUUCGAGGUCUAGGCCAGCGACACUUACGGACGCCUUGGAGGACUUGGUCUUUCCAGAGCCGCUGGGAUCUGCUUAAGGAGGGCAUCGUUCCUCUGCUGGCUUGAGUGCCCAGUCUGAAAGGUCACCCCCCACUGGGGUGACUCCUACAGGGUGGCCAGAGCCACAGAGCACCUCCGAGCACCGCAGUCGGCAUCAGCAUGGCCCGGUUGCUCCCAGGCACUCGGCACCCUGCAUCUCCCGCCAGAGGGAGGACCCAGCGGCCGGUUCUUCCUGGUGCUUUCUGGCCCAAGAACCUUGGGCCAGUUUCCUUCACGGCCUCGGACCUGCUACGGCAUCUGAGGAGCAAGAGCAGUUUCGGGGCGUCUGGAGAUAAGCCGGGUCUGAGAGGACAGGAUGCCAGGGACAGGGGUGCGGACUGUGACACACAUGCUAGCCUGGCUGCUGCGGGGACACCGGCCUCAGGGCUGGCCACACCUUGCUCGCGGGCAGUGACAGGAGACGGUGGCCAAGGCUGGACCAGACUCAGGCCUCCCCACAGGGUGACAGGCAGGGUUCCCAGAGGUGGGCUAUUGCGGGGUGCCCAGAAGAGGGCCACCUCCUCCCAGCCUGGGAACAGGAGGCCGAGAGGAGUUGGUGGGAGAACUGGGAGGGGCUGUUCAGAGAGAGGGCAGAGCAAUGCCCUAAAGCGAGCAGCUUUGGAGGCCCCUGGGCGAGGGGCCACGUGGCAGGUGCUGAGCUGCACUUCUGGGCCUCUGCGAGCUGGCCGGGACUUGGGGAGAGCUCUGUGCUCCCAGGUACAGGCCACGUCAGUGUCACCACUCACGCCUGCAACUCCUUUCGCCCACCCCUAUCGCCUUUGCAAAUAGAGGCCUUCCGCCCCGAUGUGGAGCACUCCCAGAAGGAGGGGCAGAGUGCUGCGAGGAGGAGGAGCAGAGGAGGAAGGCGGCUCUGGCUGACAGGCCCAGUCCCCCAGGCUGGCUCGCUAGGACCUGGACCCAGGGAGAAGAGGAGAGGUGGCCUGGUGGGAAGCCCAAGGUGAGGCAGCUGAGCAAGGAUGGGAAGCCAUGGGUGUGGUCAGCCUUGUGGCCAGACAGUGACUUGGGUCUGGUCCUCCAUUUGACACUCUAAGACAGCACAGGAAGACAGACAGCCUCCUCCAGGUCCCUUGCUUUGCCCAUGGCCUCCAUGAGCCAGGAUGAAGGCUCACUCUCAGCAUCUUGCAGAAACCAGGAGGAUGCAGGGCAGGAAGGGAGCAAUGUGGUCCCACCCUGCAGCUCGCUGAGGGGCCAGGGCCAGCACACACCCUGGUAGGGAGGCACGACUUCCAUGGGGAUGGUGCUGCUGUCGCGGAACCUCAGUGCAACAAGAUCACCCUUCGUAUCCCAAAGAAAUCCCUUCUUGGUGACCCAUGGACCCGAAUAAAGUUGAGAAAGUUCUUCCAAUCGUCCUCUAGAAUAACCAUGGACUUACCAUGGGCCAGGUCCGACAGCGGCCGGAGGUUCGGUGGGUGCACUUCUCUGGACACGUCCCCUGGGAGGGAGACACACGGAGCGUGGAAGCUAAGUUCCCACUAGCUCUCUCCCCACCCAUCUGGUGGCUGGGAGGCACUGCCACCAUUGCCCAGAAGACCCGGUCCCUGGGCCGGGAUGUACUGACAUUGUCUGGGACCCUCCCCUUCAGACGGUGCGUUCUGGCUCCCUGUGCUGUCUCAGAGCCCACAUCUCAUCAUUUCCUUCUGUGCUUGGAGAUCCUCGGGAAGCUUAAGAAGCUGGCCUGGAAGGGGAGGGCCUGUCUGCAGGGGACCCUGCACUCCUGGUCUCAGCGCCUUCUUCUAAACCCCUUACCCUGUGGCCCGCCUUCCAGCGUGCCUCAUCCAUGCGGCUCAUGGGAGGGGAGAGCCAGAGACUGAAAUUCCUUAGACUGAAGCUGCCGAAACACAGGAGCUGACCACGGUCUCCUGAAACCACACCCUGAGGACGCCCCUGCACCUACACCAGAUAGGUGUGGGCCUGGUCCCACUGCAGAGGAGUUCCCGGGAACCCUUCUCACCCACCGACAGCUGAGGCUCUGACAGGACCACCCGGCUCAAGGCCACAGACGGUGAUAGCCGAGGCCACUCUGUAGACCCUCAGGCCCGUGGCAGCCGGGAGGAGAGCCUGCUCUUCCGCGAUGUGAACGGGUCUGUGAACUGUGCUUAGGGCUCCGACUCUCUGCUCGCAGCGUCCUCCAGGGCAGGCCAGCUGAAGAACACCUUCCUCCUGCGUUCCAGAGAACCACUGAGCUGUGAGAACUGGGGGAAGGACUGCUUUCGAGGAGAGGCCACGCACUCUGCUCAGCUGGGAGUUUGCCAAGAACGCUUCCCAGCACACUGCCAUGUCAGACCCCUUCUCUGUGCAGGCUUUGCCAAAAACCCAUCCGUCACUGGAGUUUGCCACUGCACUGCCAAAACCUCCCCCAGUAAAGUGGAUUAGCCCCUACGGGAUGGGAGUCGCUCUCCAUGCUCAGCAGAGGGCCCGGGCCUCCAUUCAAAUUCACAUCGGAUUGCACACCUGCCUCCGCUUCCGGUGGCCUCGCAAUGCCAGCCUGCAGCGGAAAGGAGGGAGAGGGUGGGCGAGAGGGGGACGUGGAGAGAGCGGCUGCGUGGGGGUGGGGGUGGCCUUGGGGAGGCCUAGGGGAGACGCAGGGGGCCGUACGGACACUCAUGCUUGGCCAUUCACUCUGCCUCUGAGAAACUUCCAAGGGUCUGGAAGGUUAGGUAUUCCAAACUCACGUUACAUAAGUAAUGCGUAACUGUAAAAAUAUUCAGUCCUUGCAAAUCGCUGAAAGUAUCUACUUUAGGGAGCCCAGGCCUGGCCAUCCAGGCUCUCUCACAAACUCACCAAAUAAUAGACACUAUCAACAGACGAGGUGGGGGCAGAGGAAGUCGUGAUGGUUAAUGUUGGCAGCGAGUCGGGACUCUUCACAGGAAGCCCGGAGAUUCACCUGCCAUCUGCUGCCCUCGGAGAGGAGCCCGCUGGCUCUGCCCCGUGGAGACAGCUGGGAAGAGGGACACGCGUUCACCGAAUGCCGGCGGCCCUGAGGGCUGGCCAGGGCAGACUUUCCGCCAUGCGCUUCUGUUCAGCUGCACACUGGGAGCGCCUUCGCCCCCUCCCUUGGCAGGCAAAGCACCAGACAGGAAUUCUGCCCUUCGUGUGGCCACGCCUGGGUCUGCUCACUGCUCCCUAGGCCGUGAGGGUCAGUGCUGCUGAGCCCGCCUGUGCACACAUCUGCAGGGGCCAGGAGGGCAGGAGCCUGGGCGUCAGACAGGGCGCCCUCCGCACCGACCACCUUGGGCACAGGGUGCCGAGCGGGCACAGCUGUAAUGUGGUGCUCCCGCAGCUGACCACAUGGGAGGGGGCUCGGCGGAGCCCACAGCCCUCCCUGCGUGUACCAGCACAUGCGUGCCCGGCUCCGGACAGGCUGUGGGGCCAAGACCCUGCCUCUCCCCCUCUGCCUCUCUCACUCAUGAAGGAAUAAAGAAAUCAACUUAAGUAACAAGUGAACGAUGCCACGCAGACCCCACGUGCUGCCCAGGGGGCCUCUGGGUUGUCGUGUUUCGGUCCCUUCACCUCCUGUCGUCUGCCGCGGAGUCCUGACAGCACAUGUGCUGGGCGCACCAGCUCACGGCUGUCCAGACGCCCCGAGGCCCGCAGCACCACGGUCUGCACGACUCCCAGGCAGCACUCGUCGACCUCCAGCCUGGGGCUGGGAGUCCAAGAUCCACGUCAAGAGGUUCCAUGGGGGCCGGCGGGUGGGUAGCUGGCUAAGGCACUGGACUCCCACGUGGCCAACCAGGGUUCAAG
Messenger RNA from Tupaia belangeri chinensis (Chinese tree shrew), 4653 nucleotides. Its product is annotated as G protein-activated inward rectifier potassium channel 4-like. The record is from RefSeq and is a predicted model, not a curated record. Gene Ontology annotation, biological process: regulation of monoatomic ion transmembrane transport; potassium ion import across plasma membrane. The transcript has a single exon. Bases 1 to 321 code for a protein of 106 amino acids. NCBI's taxonomy places the organism in Eukaryota, Metazoa, Chordata, Mammalia, Scandentia, Tupaiidae. Gene Ontology annotation, molecular function: G-protein activated inward rectifier potassium channel activity. Gene Ontology annotation, cellular component: plasma membrane.